Molecule: messenger RNA, 1212 nt
Organism: Dufourea novaeangliae
Lineage: Eukaryota; Metazoa; Arthropoda; Insecta; Hymenoptera; Halictidae
Product: phospholipase A2 inhibitor
Exons: 4
Coding region: 1-1179 (392 amino acids)
Cellular component (GO): membrane
Molecular function (GO): protein binding
Source: RefSeq, a predicted model, not a curated record
AUGAAGACACUUUACGCAGUAUUCCUGUUAAUUUGCUUUUCCACCGCGCAACCGCCCAUCGACUGCGACCCAAAUUGGCAUUCGUUGGAGACGCUCGAGUCAGCCAAAUUAGAAUGUGGACCGUUUUUUCAAAAUCGUUGUACUUGCAUGAGAACAUGCUAUGAGAAUCGUCAUCAGUAUGUGGUGAAUUGUACCAACUCGGAAUUUCGUAACACGGAACCACUGUCGCAUCUACCUAACGAAACGCAGGUCCUAAUUUUCACGGGAAAUUACUUAGAAGAACUGCCUUUAAACGUGUUUGGCACAUUGGAAAGUUUUCCUGACUUACGAGUGAUCGACAUGUCGAAUAACAAAAUCAGGGAAAUCCGAGGAAAGACGUAUCAUCAUGUUCAACGAGUCGAGCGCCUUAUUCUCGAUUUCAACGAGCUCUCUUUGGACCCUGGAAGGAACCAUCCCAGAGUGUUCUCUAAUUUUGUUUCUUUAUUGGAACUUCAUCUGACCGAUGCCUUCGAGGAUGGCCCACCUAGAGACCUAGCAGCUACGUUGCAUGAUAUUUUUGUGAAUAGUAAUCUAAAGCAGCUGAUGAAGCUGCAUCUAGAGCAAAACGAAAUCUCGGAGUUCCGAGACGCUAACGUGUUCUGCGACCUUCCAAGAAUUCUGGAUCUCUAUCUGGGCGACAACGCGCUAACUGCGUUACACUUUAACAUAUCCUGUCUUCACAAUCUACGCUUUUUGGACCUUCAACGUAACAAGUUUACCAAAAUCCUCGAUCACGAUCUCCGUGCCAUGGAUGCAAUUGUUAAGCACAAUCAAAGCUUAGCGGUGGACUUCACUGCAAAUCCGCUUGAGUGUUCGUGCAAACUAAACCCCUUUAUUAAGUGGAUGAAGAAGACUAAAGUGUUCAUUCGCAACAAGGAUAGCUUGAAGUGUUACGAAGGUAAAACGGCGCAUAAUAUUCACGAGACGAAGAAUUGCGCGGCAAAGUUGUUUUCAACCGCUUCGCGGGGUGCGACCAUAUUACUAUUCUUUCUUUCGUUAAUUCUGGUCGGUUUAAUAUGUGCUCUGAUUUACGUUCAACGCACGAAACUACAGAAGAAAAUCGAGCCAAUACUGGAUUCGGUUAACAAAAGAGUUCGAUACACCUCGAUAGCAACCGGUGACGCGCGCGAAGACGUAUAGCGAACGAUUUAUUAACUAUGACUAAAAACAAAA